Messenger RNA from Pocillopora damicornis (cauliflower coral), 856 nucleotides. RefSeq lists its product as uncharacterized. The record is from RefSeq and is a predicted model, not a curated record. NCBI's taxonomy places the organism in Eukaryota, Metazoa, Cnidaria, Anthozoa, Scleractinia, Pocilloporidae.
UUCGGUUUACGAAUUAUUUCGACUGCAUUCGAACAUGGAAUAUUUCAACGCAGAAGACUUUGAUCUGAAAAAUUAUUUUAAAGAAUCGUAUGGUUCAGUAGAUGUUUUAAUCGCUCGAGCCAAGAAGGGUGAAGUACGCUGCCAAAUUGACCUUGGUGCCGCUUAUGCUACAGGUAUCGAAGGAUUCGUGGAGAAGGACACCAAGAAAGCUAUUGGCUGGCUAGACACAGCUGUCCAAAAUGGUUGCAUUAUUCCCUCGGUAAUGAAAGAACUUGGUCAAUUGCUGGAUUUCACAGGAGAGCCACACAACCAGCGAAAAGCGUACGAUUUGUAUCAAAAGGCAGCGCGUCUGGGAAGUACAUCUGCGCAGUUUAAUUUGGCUGAAAUGUAUCGAUGUGGAGUUGAAGGGGUUGUAGACGAAGAUAUCAAAGAAGCGUUUGAAUGGUACAAAAAGGCAGCAGGGGAAAGUACAGUCGAAGAUACCACAGAGGUGGGAUCUUUAGGUCUCCUUAUUGCUGGAACUAUGAACAAGAUUGAGAAUUCUCAUGAUGAUCUUCGACAAAUAGCUUUGACAUCUUUGUACAAGUACUAUCUUCUAGGUGAUUGCCCAGAAGGGAAACCGCAACCAACGAAAGCUGUUCACUAUUUGACCAGAGCCGCGGAACUAGGAAACUCUGAGGCCCAGCGGAAACUUGGACAGAUAUAUCUGGAAGGAAGUUGUGAGCAGAUUAGGGACUUAAGGAAGGCGAAACGGUGGCUUGAAAAAGCUUCUGCUAGCGGUGAUGUCGAGGCUAAAGAGGUUGGUGUUAAGAAUCUUCUUUUAAUGUGUAGAAAUUUACAGACAGGCAUCUUUUGA